AUGAAUGGGAUUGUUGCAGGACGUGGAGCACCCCGCGUGACCGCGGCUCUGGCAGGAGAUGGCGAAGGCAGGUUGAUCGCCACCCCGGUGCACAAGGAGAGCAUAGCGUCGAGGAGCAAGGAGGACCUAGCCCAGGAGGCGGCGCUGGUGCUUCAGCAGGCGGGCAGCCUUCACUGCGUUGCCCACGACAACAGGCGAUUGCCAGGUCGAUACAGCACACUACCAGCGCGGCGUAACAAGAAGAGGCCGGAACUGCCGCUCGAUGUGAGACGCAGGAGCGAGGAAUUCGGCGCCACCAGCAGCGCGGACCUCGUGGAGACACCGAGGCUGAAGAAGAAGGCAUUGGAGAGAAGCGCGAGCGAUGCGAGCGCGAAGAAGCUAAGGGGUCCCCUGGCGAGGUUCUUCUCCCCGAAGUUAGAGAGAAAGCGGAAGCCGGUGGGUCGUAGCGCGAGCGACGUCGAGAGCUCGUCGCGAUCGCAUCGGAAGCGGAGCGGAAGCGAGAGCGAGGGAUCGCAUUUGGGGAGUAGCCGGGCGAAGAAGCAAUUGUCGCCUAUAAUCGAGGCGUCGCCGCACGUGGAUCAGCAGCCGUUUCACUUCGGUAAAGUGGAGAACGGGGAGAACGGGGAGAACGGGAACAGGCCGGAGGCGAAGAAGUGGAAGCAGGAGGGCACCGAUGCCGCGAAGGUGAGGGAACUCGCGGAAAGGACGGUGACAACGAGAGAGAAGAGCGAGGUGACAGAGGCAGCGGGUAUCGGGAAGCCACCGAUAUCGCCGAGGAGAGAGAAUAAGGGAACCGUGAGACGCAUACCUGUCGUUCUAGAGGCGGACGAUAAGGAGAGGAAGGGCGAGGGAGAAGAGAGGAAAGAGAAGGCAGGAACCCGGACCCCUUCACCGGCAAAGAACACCGGGAUCGACGAAGUAGACAAGGUCGGUACAAGUAGCAUGCUGCACAGCAGCCGAUACGAUCUUCAGCAACGAACCGGCGAAGAGUCAACGAUACACAAGAUGAUUCACCGAUUAUCCAGCGAUCGGUCGCCACCGCCGCAGCUGACCAAAACGAUGGUCUCGCCUGGCCCUGGAUUCGGUCACAACAACAAUCGACCGUUCUCCUACACCAGACCGAACGAGUCCUGUAGUCCGCCGCCCCCGCAGACCAACGUGAUUUACGCUCAGGUGCAGCCGGACAAGAAGAAGGCGCAGAGGAGCCACUCGGACAGCGACGAGGGCCUCGGUCUCGAGAGGAAGGACUCGUCACGCGAGAACAGCCCCGCGGAGAAGGAGUACCGUAGAACGGACUACUCGUACAGCAGCGACCUGCGACGCAACAACGAGAUCAACGCGUUCAAAUCCAGAUACGAGGAGGACAGGAAUAGCAGGAACGCGGACGUGAAACGGCGUCACGAGUUGGACGACAUCGACAGACGUGUGUACGACAAGCCGGAGAAAUACACGUCCACGGUAUUCGUGGACACGUCCGGCAGAGGCAGAGCAGAUGGCACCGAUGCCAGGCAACGGGACAGCAACGAAUUCUCCGGCAGGCCGAGCCAAGGCGGGAUAUCGAACAAAACGUUCGAGCUGAGCGCCAGACGCGACCUGCUCGAGUCGAGGAUCAAGUCGAAGCUGCAGGCCGACGAGAUGUACGCGGCGAAGAACAGCGCGAACGUGCCGAUCAAGAAAUCCGAGCACGAGAUCAUCGACAAGCCCAUCGUCCCCUCGCCGGUCACUCCUAACCGCGUGGCCUCGCCUAAACGCUACAUGGACACGUACAUCACGGAAACGCGCACCAACAGCAACGGCGAGAAGUAUAUUUUCGAGAAGGAGAUACACGAGGACAACGGUAAGGUGUACGGUUACGAGAAGAAGAUCACCAACAAGAUUCCAUCGGACGGCUAUAUCGACACGAAGCCGAGGGACGGGUACACGGUCGAAACGAGGACGGAUAAGUACGGGGACAAGUAUAUAGUCGAGACGCGAACGCACGAGGGCUACGCGGGCGAUUUCAAGCCGUUCCUCAGCGACAGGAGUAGAACCAGUCCCGAGGACCGGUACCAGGCACCCAGAAACUCGACCAGCCCUUACAAGUCGUCCAACCUGCGUCCCGAGGAGAAUACCGUUACCCGUCACUUCCGGGCCGAGUCCAGGGAGAAUAAUAUCCUCCCAUCGCCCGUACUCGCCAAGAAGUUCACCACGACCGAGAGGAAAUUCUCCAAGAGCGACGAUUUCCUCGACAGAGACGUCCGACCUCGGGACAGUUAUCUACCGAAGAAGAAGAACAACUUCGAAUCGAUCCGCGGUAUGAGCAAGUCCACGCAACGUUUGGACGAGGUGGGCGAGAAUUCGCGAGUCAGGGCGCUCAGAAGCGAGUACACGACCAGGUCGCACGAGAACUUGAGCAGCCACGCCGACUACGUGAACGCCAGGGACGUGCGUAGACCCCUGUUGGACAGUCCGGCUAUGAACGGUCGCAAGGAGAGGUCUCCUUUCGCUAAACGACACCUGGACAGCCUGCGCGAGGGUCCAAACGACGACUACGACACCGAUAUUUCGCAGAUGACCACCAGUCAGCUCGAGUCCAAGUACUACAAAGAGACGCGCACCACUCAACGAUACACCAGCAGCAAGCAUCCUACCCACGAUGAUUACGACAGUUCUCCGCCGAGGAUACGCACCGAUCGUGGGGGGUACAACUCGAGCAGAUACGAUUCCGACACCACGGCCAGGGACUCGAUCCGUUGCGAGACUCGGUUCGACGAGACGUCGCGAACGCUGAGGAAGGAACACCGGAAGCUCGACGAGGACCCCAAGAAGCCCCUGCGUAGGUCGCGCAAUCGACUGGAUUACUUCGACGAUUCCGACGCGAGGGAGAGUCCGCGGGUGAAGACGAUCGUCGGCCGAUUGGAACCCUUCGACGAGAGUCCCACCAGGCCACCCAGGGCCUACCACGAUGGCGGCAAGUCCAGACACACCAGGCAGCAGGAGACCAGGACGCACACGGAGCGCAGACAUCGCGAGACUCGACUGAGCGACUCGGAUCGGAAGGAUCGUCUGGCCGAUUCGGGGAUCGAGAACGAUUACAGGCGCGACUCGCAGGAGGUGGACCGCAGGGAGCAGAUCGAGUCCGAGGACGAGGGUUUCGUCACGAGGCAGUUCAUCAAGCACGAGCGACGGCACACCGAUCGGAACAUGAAUCUCACGCCGUCGGAGCAACGCAAGUACGAUAAAUACACGAACGACAUGACGAAGUCGCCGCCGGUGACCGCGAAGCCGCCGUCAGGCGCGGAUAAGAAGUACGAGAAGAAGGCGGCGAAGAAGAGCGGCACGAUGAGCAAGGUGAAGCAGCUGUUCAGCAAGAAGGAGAAGAAGGCGAAGGAGGAGAAGAACAAGAAGAACGCGAGGAGCAGCAGCAGUGGCGCCCUCACCGACGACGAGGUGACCAUCAGGUACAGGGAGUACAGGGGCGACCAGCUGAGGAGCGCAAAGAGCGCGCGAGACCUGGGCAGCGACAUCAAUCAGGAAGAGUAUAGCCAACGCAGACGCCUAUCCACUCCCAGCGGCAGUCCCAGUCCGCCCAGGCCGACAAGGCUGUCAAGAUCUACGGGUACACUCACUAGAGAAGAGGAAUCCUUUUGCGAGUCAAGCAACACCCUCACCAGAGAGAAUCAGGGACAAGAAGCUGAGAGGAAGGGCUGGUUCAAGUCUCUGUCUAGGAAGAACAAGUCAAACAUUAAAACAGUGGAUAAGAAGCCUAGAAUACCGGAGAGCGAAAUCUUAACCACUGGAACUGAGGACGAGGAAGCCUCUUCCGCGCCCGAACGAGUCUCCGUGCAAAAAAACUUGCGUUUCUUUGGAGACACUGAUCAGGAAUCUAUCUCAUCCAACAGAGAUCGCAGAAACAAACGAGACGACCAUGCCUGUUCUGGGCGUGAUGUUACGAAUUCGAGUCGUCACAAUUUGGGUAUCCUAUCGCCACCCCGAAAACCACCGAGGCUCACUGAAAGUGCGUUAUCUUCCGGUGAAAGUACAACGGGAGAUAGCAGCCAACAAAGUCAAAAUUCUCAAAGAUCACAGAGAUCUGUUAUAUACCUUCAUGCUGCUACAGUGGGCGAAAUACCUGGCCCCAAUGAAAGACGCAGGGCAGCGAGCAGAGAAGAAUUAAAUCGACCACUUCAAUCACACACAAGAACAGUAUCAAGAAGUGUCAGCGUCCUCGCACCUUGGAAGCCCCGACAUUAUAGGGAACCUUUCGAAAUAAAUUAUGAUCAACAACUACAUCCAAAACCAUUGACGACUAUGAGACGUAGACAAAGAAGUCGUGAAACGUUAAGUCGUCGAGGAAAAGAUGCACGAAGAAGCAAAGAUAAUCUCUCAAAAACCGGCACAAUCAAUCGUAGUACGUUGAAAUCGAAAGACAAGCAGAAGGUGGAUAGAACCGUUUCCACGGAAUCGUUGGCCACCAAAUCACGAAGUGUUAAUUCGAAACCAGAACUAAGCAGGUCCACGUCGGUUCCACGCGAUCCGAAUAAAAGUGCGGGAUGGUUCAAACUAAAAAGCAAGAAGUCCCGAGCUUGAAGAGGAGGCCAUUGAUCAAUGCUAGUCUUGAGUUUCAUAAGUAAUUCAUAAUCGUAAGGGAUUAACGACAACACACGCAUCGAUCCACCGCAAUGCUCGUGGAAGAUAUAAUUGUAAACGAGUUAUUAUUUUAUCAUUUUAUUUUGUGUUUCUUUUAAUGUACAAUGAAAUCCGCCUGAGAACGUGAAAAGAUUAAUAAUUAAAUAAGUAAUUCUUAUUAACCGAAUAAAAAAAGUUGACAAGUUUCUUUCCGUUGUUUUAAUAUAUAAUCAUUCUAUCUACAAUUAAUAUAAAUUUAAUUAUGAUGUUGAUUUGUGAACCACAAUUGCGCUUACAGUACUUUUGUAAACGAAUUAUAUGGCUGCAUGCGGAUUCGUAACGAAAUGUAAAAUUAUCUGAAUAUGUACACACGUUGUUAAAACACUACCUUUUAGUUGUUUCAUUGACUGACACACUAUCCUUUUAACGUGAUAAUUAACGAAAUUAAGCUGACAACAGAAGAGGAUCAGUGAAAGAAGUAUGACUGGAAGAUAUAAACUUACACAAAGCAUCAACUUUUACUUUAAUGAAACUUCCAAAAACUAAUUUU
Eufriesea mexicana is the source of this 5158-nucleotide messenger RNA. RefSeq lists its product as uncharacterized. The record is from RefSeq and is a predicted model, not a curated record. The coding region runs from base 1 to 4569 and encodes 1522 amino acids. Lineage: Eukaryota; Metazoa; Arthropoda; Insecta; Hymenoptera; Apidae. The transcript is spliced from 6 exons.